Durusdinium trenchii is the source of this 882-nucleotide messenger RNA. The record is from the annotation of a GenBank genome assembly. NCBI's taxonomy places the organism in Eukaryota, Dinophyceae, Suessiales, Symbiodiniaceae.
AUGCAGGUCACAAGAUUGUUGAGGCGUUUGCCUUUGCACCGGCCUGCAUUGCAAGCAGCGAAGGUGAAUGGUGUGAAGAGACUGGUCGGAACCAAGGCAAUGCCGGAACAGACGAUCACACUCUCUUCCAGUAUGCUGCGGAAGGCGACUCGCACAUUGCUGAGUGACAUUGACUUGAUCGUCUAUGACAUGGCCGGCACCACGGUUCAGGAAGGCGGCAUUGUGUACAAAACCCUGCAACGGGCCAUGCGUGAGGACGGGCUGAAAGUCUCUGAUGAGGAGAUGCAUGCUUGGCAUGGAGCGAAGAAGGAGGCGGUGAUUGAGCACUUUGCACUGAAGGCUGGAACACCACCGGAGGAGGUGAUGGAACGGGUGACGCGUAUCGGAGACUGGUUUGUGAAUGCUAUUGAUGAUGCUUACUUCAACGAAGCGUCAGCUAUUGACCACAUUGACAUUGGCCUUCUAGGCUACUUCAGGCAACUGAAAGACGCUGGCAUCAAGAUUGCUUUUGAUACUGGCUAUCCGGAGAACAUCCAGCAAGGUCUCAUCAAGCGCCUGGGCUUUGACAAAGUUGCUGAUGCUUACAUCUCCUCCUAUCAGGUCACUGAGGGCCGACCGUAUCCGUACAUGAUCCACCACCUCAUGGAGCAAACCAAGGUCAUGAAUGUGAAACGUGUCUGCAAAGUGGGCGACUCCGUGCGGGACAUCCAGGAAGGCCGCAACGCGGGUUGUGGCUUGGUGGUGGGAGUGCUCAGCGGUGCCGACAGCUUCCAAGAGCUCAUGAAUGCAGGGGCCCACAUGGUGUGUGAGCGUGUGACCGAUAUUCCAGUGCCGCAACGCCAGCCAACCCUCAGUAACCAACGGUUGCCGGAUUUUAGCUGA